UCCAAACAAACCUCUAAUAAGGUUUACAACGAUUUCAUACAACUUCUUGUGGACGCGAAUAACAAUAAGGAAGAGAUUCACGACAACGACAAUGAUAUCGAUGAAUCACAUCACGUGAAUGAAGGAGAAGAAGAGAGAGCUGUGGAGAGGAAGACAUUAUCGGUAAACAUAGGGAAUAAACAGUUGAGUGAGGAUGAGAUGAAAGCUCAGGGAUGGAUAUUCUUCAUCGCGGGUUAUGAGACAACGGCAACCACUUUGACGUUCUGUUCGUACGAAUUGGCACUCAAUCCACACAUUCAGCAAAGACUUUACGAAGAGGUCGAGUCCGCCGUCGACUCCAACGGAGAGAUUAGUUAUGAAGUGUUGGCAAAACUCCCACUUCUGGACGCAAUCCUCUCCGAAACCCUACGCCUGUAUCCGCCCGUUAUUAGACUCGAGAGGAAAGCACAGACAGACUAUAAGUUGGGCGACACUGGGAUCCAGUUAUACGCGGGACAAGACAUCGAGAUUCCGGUCUAUGCUAUCCAUCAUUCGGAAGACUUUUACCCGAAUGCCCACAAAUUUGACCCUGAUCGAUUUAUGCCUGAAAACAGACACAAAAUCAUUCCCUAUACAUACCUACCCUUCGGCGCCGGUCCUCGUAAUUGCAUUGGUAUGCGGUUUGCGUUAAUGGAGGCUAAGUUAGGGUUGGCUCAGAUCGUACGCCGGUAUCGCUUCUUCCGAUCGUCACAAACAGCAGUUCCCCUCCAAUUCAGACCAAUCAGUCGUCUAUUGGCCGCCAAAGAAGUUGUGGUCGGAAUUGAAAAAAGAUAA
Medioppia subpectinata is the source of this 813-nucleotide messenger RNA. NCBI's taxonomy places the organism in Eukaryota, Metazoa, Arthropoda, Arachnida, Sarcoptiformes, Oppiidae. The record is from the annotation of a GenBank genome assembly.